Apiotrichum porosum is the source of this 216-nucleotide messenger RNA. RefSeq lists its product as uncharacterized. NCBI's taxonomy places the organism in Eukaryota, Fungi, Basidiomycota, Tremellomycetes, Trichosporonales, Trichosporonaceae. The transcript has 4 exons. The coding region runs from base 1 to 216 and encodes 71 amino acids. The record is from RefSeq and is a predicted model, not a curated record.
AUGCCUGCCGAGUCCAACGUUGUGUCCCAGCCCGCCGCACAGAAGUCGAUGGUCGCCAGCAAGCCCGCCGAGUCCAAGGCCAGCGAGCAGGAGCAGACCACCAAGCCCCUCCGUCUCCGUGGCGGUCUCGGACCCUGCUGCGCCAUGAUCGACGCUUGCCUCUGCUGCUGUGCCCUCGAGGAAUGCUGCUGCUGUGGUAUUGCCGAAUGCUGUUAA